Molecule: messenger RNA, 3797 nt
Organism: Schistosoma bovis
Lineage: Eukaryota; Metazoa; Platyhelminthes; Trematoda; Strigeidida; Schistosomatidae
Source: the annotation of a GenBank genome assembly
GGUUUCCGAAGGUUCAUCAGACAUUUCUCUAUCGAUUUUCAGGUGGCUUGCUUCCAACCUAAAUACUGCCUCCUAAAAACAAAUAUUUUCAGUCUUCCAUGGCCCUAUCUGGAUUUAGUGAUUUUGAUGAACUGUCAUCUUGUGAGACACUUUUGUAUCACAAUGGCCUAUCAGCGAUCAGUUUUACCCAUGUUUUUGAUAGGAAGAAAAUUGAUUCUUGCUUUCAGUCACUACAUACUUCAGACGUUCCAAGCAGCAAAACAUGCUCACCAGUUAUUAUAGACAGCGAAAAAAGUGUUUCGUCAAAUUCUAGACUUGUCCUCCCACCCAACAAGUCAAGUUUUCAUCUUAAUCAUGAGGACCGACCAAUGUUAGCGGAAUCUUUUUUAUCACCUGAUGCUCAUCCUGUGGCUGUUCGUAAACUCCGAGGUCGACGAAGACGUGGGAAGCAAAAUUUGUUGAAUUGUUCAUCCAUUUCACCACUUCGGUUAGAUCAAUCAGGAUUACUUCAAACGUCAAGUAUUGAAAGAUCAGUGAACGGAGAUGCGAGCACCGUUUCAGGGUGUUCUGUUUUGACAGUGGGUGAAUCUAAAGCUGUGUGCAUGUUGACGGCGAUGGAUCCGAAAUUGACGGAGGGUGAUGAAGAAGGAUCAGUGAACGGAGAUGCGAGCACCGUUUCAGGGUGUUCUGUUUUGACAGUGGGUGAAUCUAAAGCUGUGUGCAUGUUGACGGCGAUGGAUCCGAAAUUGACGGAGGGUGAUGAAGAAGGAUCAGUGAACGGAGAUGCGAGCACCGUUUCAGGGUGUUCUGUUUUGACAGUGGGUGAAUCUAAAGCUGUGUGCAUGUUGACGGCGAUGGAUCCGAAAUUGACGGAGGGUGAUGAAGAAGGAUCAGUGAACGGAGAUGCGAGCACCGUUUCAGGGUGUUCUGUUUUGACAGUGGGUGAAUCUAAAGCUGUGUGCAUGUUGACGGCGAUGGAUCCGAAAUUGACGGAGGGUGAUGAAGAAGGAUCAGUGAACGGAGAUGCGAGCACCGUUUCAGAGUGUUCUGUUUUGACAGUGGGUGAAUCUAAAGCUGUGUGCAUGUUGACGGCGAUGGAUCCGAAAUUGACGGAGGGUGAUGAAGAAGGAUCAGUGAACGGAGAUGCGAGCACCGUUUCAGGGUGUUCUGUUUUGACAGUGGGUGAAUCUAAAGCUGUGUGCAUGUUGACGGCGAUGGAUCCGAAAUUGACGGAGGGUGAUGAAGAAGGAUCAGUGAACGGAGAUGCGAGCACCGUUUCAGGGUGUUCUGUUUUGACAGUGGGUGAAUCUAAAGCUGUGUGCAUGUUGACGGCGAUGGAUCCGAAAUUGACGGAGGGUGAUGAAGAAGGAUCAGUGAACGGAGAUGCGAGCACCGUUUCAGGGUGUUCUGUUUUGACAGUGGGUGAAUCUAAAGCUGUGUGCAUGUUGACGGCGAUGGAUCCGAAAUUGACGGAGGGUGAUGAAGAAGGAUCAGUGAACGGAGAUGCGAGCACCGUUUCAGGGUGUUCUGUUUUGACAGUGGGUGAAUCUAAAGCUGUGUGCAUGUUGACGGCGAUGGAUCCGAAAUUGACGGAGGGUGAUGAAGAAGGAUCAGUGAACGGAGAUGCGAGCACCGUUUCAGGGUGUUCUGUUUUGACAGUGGGUGAAUCUAAAGCUGUGUGCAUGUUGACGGCGAUGGAUCCGAAAUUGACGGAGGGUGAUGAAGAAGGAUCAGUGAACGGAGAUGCGAGCACCGUUUCAGGGUGUUCUGUUUUGACAGUGGGUGAAUCUAAAGCUGUGUGCGUGUUGACGGCGAUGGAUCCGAAAUUUAUUGACUGUGGUCCAUCGUUUUCUGAAAAUAAGACGGUAAAUUUUAAUCUUCCUUCUCUUCCUAUAAAUGUUACUGCUUUAUCCAGUACCUUUCCACAAUCUAUAUCGACUGUACAACAACUGUGCUCUGUAAAGGGUACUACGAGUGAAAAGCGUCGUCUUCUUGGGGAACAAGAUAGGAUUUCUGCCUUAAUAUCAUUAAAUGAAUUCGAGGACGAUUAUAAAUCAGAAGCGCAUCGAAUUUCAAGUAAAACUCGACUGAGUCAACUGACAUAUUCUCGUGCUUCAAGUGAUAGUAAAUUGUAUCCGGAGACUGUGGAUUCUGUUUUACCCUUAAUCAAACCAGUUAGCAUAGUCAUCACAGAUUGUUUCCUUGAAUCAGAAGAAGAUGAUAUUGUUGAUUCCGGGCCAUUAGUGAAGAAGCGUCGAAAAAAUAGUGUUGUUUUAGAUGAAGAGAAGAAUGUUUCGAGAGAUAAUAGCGAGAUGUUGAAGCUACCAGUGUCCUCUCUCCAGGCAUUGUCACCGAUCCCUUACCGUUAUGAAGAUGAUGUUGCGAUUCCAGACGGUGUGUCUUCUUCUUUGGUUUGGAAUAAUGAUCUUCAGAAUUCUUCACGAAGUUUAUCAAAUUUGCCUAUCAUACCUAAAGGUCGUCCGAGUGUGACAUUCGCACCAAUCGUAGUAUAUUUUGAUAGUCCAGAUAAUUCUCAACCCAGAGUAUCUGUUGGUCCGAUUGCUCAUGAGGAAAGUGAUCUUGCUCAUUUUGAUUGCGAACUGUCGGAAAAGCUAAUUCAUCAAGAAGGUUCCUUGACUCAGAGUGAAAAUAAAGAGAAUAUUGGAUCCUUUUUUGAAUCGACUGCGUUAUCUAGCACUCAAGACUCGAAGUAUCCAUCUCCAUCCACUUCCUCGUUAUCGUUAUCAAGAAUUAAACUUCCAUGGUGUACUCCAUACGAUUGCCAGUUUUUACCAUUCAAAUCAAAACGACCUCCUACUAAAAGUUUUAUACAAAGUGAUGGCCAUUUAAGACGUAGUAAACGACUACGUGUACCAGCUACACAUGAUAGGAAUAAAGUAGUUGUUUAUGAACCGGAUAAAGAUGAAUAUGGUUUAGUUUAUCAAAAACCAAUUGGAUUAGCUAUAUUACCUGACUCAGAUGAAAUUAACAGACGUCAAAAAUUUCUCAAUCGUUUAAAACGUUGUCAAAAUAAUCGUACUCAGUUUUUAAGAAAUGAAAAAAUCAAUCGAGCAAAACGCCUUCAAAAACUGGCCAAACGUUACAGAUCACUGAAAGGUGCACAGAAACCUGAAACAGAUCCAUGUAUGCGAAUUCAAUUGGAUCCAGAUGUUGAAUGGAUAUCACAUACAGAAACACAGUUGCCUAUCGGGAUCAAUGAUGCAUCUCCUUUCCAACAGGUGAUAUAUCCAGAAAAUGCGCAAUUUCCUCCAUUCAAAUUUUCUACUAUGGAAUACUCGAGUUACGUAGUUCCAGCUUUAUCUGGUGCUUUUCCAAGUAGAACUAAGACUCGUAUACCUUGUUUUGAAAUGAAUGCAAAUCUUACGAGGAUUGUCAGUAAGGAACAAGAAAGACGUCAACUUCAUUAUGAUCCGAACGCUAUAAAUGUAUUCAAAAUGAUGUCAAGUCCUCCUGUUCUUAUGAAUAAUAACAGUUCUUACAGUCUUUAUGCUGUACAGAUUGCGAAAUUCGCCAUUCCUUUAACAAAACCUUGUAUCGUAUAUAUUCCAAAAGGUAUACCGUACAAAUUUUUAAAUGCAACAAAAGAGAACUUAGAUCUUUGUCGAAUAAGAUAUGUUUUAACUUGAUUCUUUUCUUCUAAAUAAUUUUAUGUAAUUUUAUCCGCUUCACUUCUGUCGUAUAUAUCUAAAUAUACACUUUUAUAUCAAUUGUCAUUACUUUGAUUUCUCUUGAAUAAAUAUAUUUAAAUGUAGUAACUUAACUUUACUAUUGCUUCA